Molecule: messenger RNA, 2376 nt
Organism: Bipolaris victoriae FI3
Lineage: Eukaryota; Fungi; Ascomycota; Dothideomycetes; Pleosporales; Pleosporaceae
Exons: 1
Coding region: 1-2376 (791 amino acids)
Cellular component (GO): VCP-NPL4-UFD1 AAA ATPase complex
Molecular function (GO): polyubiquitin modification-dependent protein binding
Source: RefSeq, a predicted model, not a curated record
AUGAAUCCCGAGAUAGACCCCGCAGCAGCAGAGCUCAAAUGGUCCGGCCAGUACAAACUCGCUAGUGCAACCCGAAAUGCGCUUCCUGGCGACAAAGUCCUCCUGCCGCCCUCAGCGCUAGAACAGCUGCUUGCUGCGGCACCCGUAGUCCAUGUCGAUGCGAACCAACCCCACUUGACCGCUUUCGAUCCCUUCAAUCCAUAUACCUUCAACGCCGAGCGACAUGCGCGGGCGCAAGCACAGGACCGAUUCCAGCAACUACCCCACCCUCUUACCUUCCGUCUGGUAAACCCGGAUAAUGGCCGAGCCGUACACGCAGGCAUUCGCGAGUUUUCGGCGGAAGAGGGCGAGAUUGUGCUGAGCAGCUUUCUGAAAGAGGCCUUGGGCAUCCAAGAGCAAUCUGCAGAGCCCUCGAGAAAUGCGAGCCCACAUGAUGACAAAGAUGGAGAUCAUACCAUGGAAACCGGAGUAGACGAGACACUUGGCAGUGGCAGCAAUAGCGACGCCGCUAUCAAAAUCACCGUGCAUGCCAAGCAGCUACCCAAGGGCGCCUUUGUGAAGCUGCGGCCUCUGGAAGCAGGCUACGACCCCGAAGACUGGAAGUCGCUACUCGAAGAACAUCUACGAUCCAACUUUACAACGUUGACAAAUGGCGAGAUUCUAGUCGUGCAUGGCGGUCGAGGAGUCGGCGGCAAACGCGAGGAGUUCCGCUUCUUGAUCGACGGCUUCAAGCCUGAGGGAGAGGGAAUAUGCGUCGUAGAUACGGAUCUAGAGGUUGAUAUUGAACCUCUGAACGAAGAGCAGGCACACGAAACUUUGAAGAGGAUAGCAGCUAAGAGGCACCGUGCGCCUGGCACUGAACAAGGCAGUUCAACCGGUGGCACUGUUGAUAUAUUCAAUGCACAAUCUGGGCAGAUACUCGAAGGCGAGUACGUUGACUUUGAGUUAGCGUCCUGGGACCGAUCUCAAGGGUUGGAGAUCUUGUUAGAUGAGGUUGACGAUGAAGAUGAGAUUGAUCUUUUCGUUAGCCCCUUCUCUUCACGCCAGAGAGUUCGUCCUCGGGAAGAGGAGCACGUCUUUGCAGAUCUGUCUAGUCAAUACCCCAAACGCAUACGAUUACAACCUACGAACAUCGAGCUCGAAGAAGCAGAAGCAAUAUGGAUCUCAGUGCACGCAUAUCCAUCCGCAUCACCCUCCACCACACCGAAGCCCUUCCGCCUGAGGGUCUCAAUAUUCGAUCCAAAGGCCGAAGUCGAAAGCAAGACUGAAGGUUCACCCGAAGUUGGAGAAGACGAAGUAAUCUGUAAAAACUGCAAGCAAAUCGUCCCCAAAAGCUCCUUAUUCCUCCACGAAAACUUUUGCCUGCGAAACAACAUCCUCUGCCCCCAAGGCUGCAGCCAAGUAUUCCAAAAGCGCUCAAAAGCCUACGAAACCCACUGGCACUGCCCCCAUGACACUUUUACAGGAAACACGCCCCUCAGCCACCAGAAACACGACGCAUACUACCACACCCCGCAAACCUGUACCGCAUGCUCCCUCCCCUUCCCCUCCCUCCCCACCCUCGCCCACCACAAAACAACCUUGUGCCCAGCGAAACUCAUCCUCUGCCGCUUCUGCCACCUGCAAGUCGCGCAAGAAGGCGAUCCAAACGAUCAAUCGCCCGAACUCCUCCUCUCAGGUCUAACCCCCCACGAACUCGCCGACGGAGGCCGCACUACAGAAUGCCACUUGUGCGCCAAAAUCAUCCGCUUCAGAGACAUGGACACGCAUCUCCGCCACCACGAUCUCGAGCGCCUAUCCCGCCCACCGCCACGCCUCUGCCGCAACGUGAAUUGCGGGCGCACGCAGGACGGCGCAGCAAAAAACGGCGAUACACGUGCGGGAACCCGCAAAGGCCAGGGCCCAGGCAACGACAUCGGACUCUGCAGCACAUGCUUUGGCCCCCUAUACGUCUCCCUCCACGACCCAGAAGGCAAAGCCCUCCGCCGCCGCAUCGAACGCCGCUACCUAAGCCAACUCCUCACCGGCUGCGCCAAACCCUGGUGCAAAAACGAAUAUUGUCGCUCUGGCCGCAAGAAUCUCGGCCAACCGGAUCAGUCCGUUGCAACCAAAGAUGCCAUUCCUCUAGUCAAACCUUUCUUGCAGGGUAUGGAUGGAAAGGGGUACGAUACCCCACUCCAUUUUUGCGUCGAUGAGCGCGCGCAAAAGUGCAGGGGGCUGGCGGAGAUGAUGGCGGCGGAGAAGGGGAUAGAGGGCAAGGGGGGUUAUGCGCUCGAAUGGUGUGUUGCGGCGCUUGAGGCUGAGGGAGGCGAUUUGGAUAGGGCGAGGAGUUGGCUUAAGGGGUGGGCGCCGCAGAGGGCCGAGGCGGGGCAGUGA